This is a messenger RNA of Drosophila rhopaloa, 3699 nucleotides long. RefSeq names its product eukaryotic translation initiation factor 4E transporter. Gene Ontology annotation, cellular component: nucleus; cytoplasm. Gene Ontology annotation, biological process: negative regulation of translation. The coding region runs from base 352 to 3429 and encodes 1025 amino acids. The transcript has 8 exons. The record is from RefSeq and is a predicted model, not a curated record. Lineage: Eukaryota; Metazoa; Arthropoda; Insecta; Diptera; Drosophilidae. Gene Ontology annotation, molecular function: mRNA binding.
UUUUUACUGUCAUUAAUAUCCCACACCUAAAUUGACGUGAUUUUCAGAAAACAUAUAAUUAACAAGAUUUUGCGACAAAAUAUUUUGCAAUAAGAUUUCCAGAAAAAUAAAAAUAUUUGUAUUUAAAAAAUAUAUAUAUAUACGUAUGUAUAUACAUGUUCGUAUGUGUGUGUGUUUGCGUAAGUGGUGCAUAAAAAUUGUAUAUUCAUCCCAAAAGCCCACAUGAACCAGAAGAAGCUAUUUUUUUUGUAAUUGUUUUACCAAUUUAUCAUUUGGUUGGUUGAUUACUGUCGAGUAUAAUCUUAAAAGUUAGGUUGGUCUAAACGAUCAAGUUAGCAGAUUUCUUCAGUAAUGGAUACAUCGAAACUUAAUACAAGGUACUCGAGAGCAGACCUGUUAGCUCUACGAUAUGAAGGCAAAAGUAGACAGCGCCCUCAAUGUACAAAUAAAACUGAGCUACAGACGUUGAGUUUUUGGAAAGUGAAUUUCAACGCUGUCUCUUUAAAUGUGGCUAGCAGCUAUUCGAAUCAAAAUAAAAACCGUCUAUCUCCAGAGGCAGAUAACGCGAGUCUGAGCUGUUCCAAUAGCGGCUCAAUAAGCUCGCGUCGCGCCUUGCGAAAUCGAGAGCGAGCGAAUAAUUAUUACCAGCGUUUUGUACCUACCGAUUCCCUCCAGUUAUGUGGAGAAGAUAAAGAUAAGGACGCACAGGUGACGCAAGGCGCGGGAGGACAGUCAUUUAAGUCUCCCAUCAUCGACCAUCGCAGCAUUUCAUCGUCGCACCUAAUGCCGGCUUUUGCGAAGAGACGCUUUGCCACAGUGAGCGGUGGCACUAGCGCUGACAACAACGACACAACAGCUAGCACAUGUGAUGAUGCUGCAAGUGCAUCCCAGAGAAGAGAUGGCAAGGGUAAGGCACCUAUAUCCCCUAGUCGAAAAGGCAUCGAGCUAGACGGUUCUGAAACACGUUUAAAUUAUGUCCAGCCGGAUCAUGACCAGUGCUUGUCAUCUUCGCCAACAUUCGCUUCCCGCCAAGAAAGGCGUAUCGGGAGUGGUCGCCUGUUACCCAGAAGUGAUAAUUGGGAAUUUAAAGACCAGAAAACAAAGGAGGCCAGCAUUGAGACUGAGAAGGAUACGUCUCUAAAUGGCAGUGUUGGUGGAAGUGGUGUUAGUCAGCAUAAUCAAACCCAACAUCGCUAUCGCACAUUCAGCGGAAGAUUGGUUGAUCGUGUUCCCGAACAUACUGAUCGUCGUUUUCAAUAUGAUACCAAAAGGUCAGUUGAUCGACAGGUCGUAAGUAAUCGACGCAUAUCUAAUAAGGAGUCCUGUAGCAAUCAAAAUCGUGGCAAACGCGCAAACUCUUAUCACAUACACGAAGAACCGGAAUGGUUUAGUGCAGGACCAACAUCACAGCUUGAAACAAUUGACCUACACGGCUUUGAUGACGUGGAAAACACUGAGGAGCGUUCCGAUAUGGAAGAUAAUAGUGAUCAAUUUUCACAAAAUAAUAAAAAUUUGGCUGGGCAACCAACCAUCAUUGGAGCUUCGAGGAGAAGCAGCAAUGUCAGUUUAAAUUUAAACGACGCAAAUCAAAGUGAAGAUAUAAAAGAUACUGGCGAAAACAUUUUGACUUUUAUACAAAACUCAUCGGAACUAAGCAAACAGCAUAAAAACUUACCAAGACAGUUACCGUGCAGUCAAAGUUCUGAAAGUGAAUUUAAUUUUGAUGCUUUUCUUAACAUGCAUCCUUUGGAUCAUUCAAUUAUGAGUAAUGAUGGCGCUGAAAAAGAAGAAGCAAAAGGGACGUCACGUUUUAGCCGAUGGUUUCGACUUAAAGAACCUGCCAAUAAUAAUGAGCAUUCGGGUCUGAGUGAAUCGGAAAAACUUGGUAUUCCGAGUGUUAAGGAUUUGGAAGCACAAAUGACUAAAGUGGACAUGCGGACUGAUUUUGUUAAUCCGAUAUCAGGACCAUUCCCUCAGAAUGUGGAAGUGGAUAAACCUGUUGCUAGAGACACUGAGGCAUUCAAAAAGCUAUUGCAACAGCUGGGCUCUCAAACCAGGAUGCCCAAUCCUGGCAAUGACGUUUAUCAAAUAAUUAAUCAUUCAAAUGUAGGAAAUCCUGACCAGCUUGAGUCUAAUCCACAGAAUAAGAUUAAUGACUGCCAUCCACAGCAACCAGAGUUAAAUGUCCACGUGCCAAACAUACCGAAUAGUAACCAUUUAUUUACGCAAAAACGUAUGGAAAUCCAACAUCUAAUUCAAAGACUGAUUUGUGGAGACGUUUCCCCGGACUUUCUGGAAAAAGAGUUAGGUAACCCUAGCACUCCAGCUUCUACAAAGGAGGUUAUUGCAACAGUACUUCGUGAAUAUUCCCAUACUAAAAGAAAUACUGUGGGCACAAGCGAUCCCCAUAUUUUCACUCAUUCAUUUCUCCAAGCUCAACCGGUCCAUCAGCAUUUCUCUGAAGAAUUGCUUUCUCAAAAUUCUGCCAGCCAUGCGAUAAAUCAGCUAAUUGCCCACGGUAAUUCGCCCACUCCUUUGGCCUUCACUCCUACAUCAGUUUUAAGGAAAAUGACAGCCGAUAAAGAUACAAGUCAAACACCUAGCGCAUCUCAUAGCCAGCAGCAACAAUAUCAAAUGCACCCACACCAUGCCAAGCAACUAAGUACGCACUCAAACGUACAUGAGCCGCAGCCGACAGCAACUAUGGCCGUACAGCCUCGAAUGAUUUUAGGAGGUGGAAACUUUUCCAUUGUCCAAAAUGCCCAACACAUGUCUCCCAACCUGCCGCAGUGUCGUAAUCAACAAAUGUUAAAAUGGACUCCUGGCAAUAUGCAAAUGGUGCAAGGAAAAUCAUUUGGUCGCCCCAUACUGAAAGGAGGCCUUAAUUCAAUGCCGCACCAAAAUCCGACAGUUCCUUUUUCCAACCACAAAAUCGAAAUGAAAACCGUUCAUCAGCAUCAUCAACAGCUACAGCAACAACAACAACCACUUAGAUAUAAAUCUACUCAAUCUGUUGAAUCGAUUUUGAAUACUGAAAGUGUGCAUCAAAACAUUCCAUCUCCUGUUGGAUGGCACCAACUUUUCCUGCAACAUCAGCAGCAUCAGACCCGUCAACAACCCAGACCCAGGGUGAUUUAUGGGGACAUGCACCGUCAAUCGAAUCUUCAAAUGUCAUCACCAGUGCCAGGUUUUUGUGACAACUCCGAUUCUGAAUAUGUGAUCAAAAAUAACAGCAUCGCAUCUCCCGGCUUCCUUAGGGAAGAUCAAAUGCCAUCACCAACCAAUAAUCAAUUGGCCCAAUGGUUUUCCCCGGAGCUCCUUGCAAAAGCUUCAGCUGGAAAACUGCCUCUUUUAAAUAUGAACCAAGCCCUUAGUUUAGAAGAAUUUGAACGUAGCAUUCAACAUUCCUCAGCCGUUGUGCACAAUUAACUCUUAAGAACUUUCAGUUGAAAACAGAAAAAUUAUAUCUAUGUUUGAAAUUAUUUUUUUGUUUAAGCUUACAAAUUAUUUUGUGUAUAUUGGCACGAACUCUAUUUAAAAUGGCUUGGAAUAUUAAAUUUGAAGCACAACAAAGUAGUUUUUUAGAAUUAAUAUAACUCAAACUAUUUAAAGUAUUUGCAGAUUGUAGUUGAUCAUAUUGUAACAAAUAUUUUACUGUAAAUAAUAAACAACCAAUUAAAUAGCUUAAAAAAACUGUAA